Chelonia mydas (Green sea turtle) is the source of this 17838-nucleotide messenger RNA. RefSeq names its product cyclin D2 (gene CCND2). The record is from RefSeq and is a predicted model, not a curated record. Gene Ontology annotation, cellular component: cyclin-dependent protein kinase holoenzyme complex; nucleus; cytoplasm. The transcript is spliced from 5 exons. Gene Ontology annotation, molecular function: cyclin-dependent protein serine/threonine kinase regulator activity. Bases 613 to 1341 code for a protein of 242 amino acids. Lineage: Eukaryota; Metazoa; Chordata; Testudines; Cheloniidae. Gene Ontology annotation, biological process: positive regulation of G1/S transition of mitotic cell cycle; mitotic cell cycle phase transition; regulation of cyclin-dependent protein serine/threonine kinase activity.
GUGUGUGGGGAAAGGGGUAUCCGAAACCUUCUGUUUAACCUGGAAGAAGCAGGAGGAUCUCCAGUGAGCAAGGAAAUGUCAUGGUUAACACGCACAAAACUAGGCUGAUAUUUAGUGAGCCACUCGGUUCCGUUCUUGCAAUAAGCAAUUAAAAAAGAAAAGAAAAAAAAACUUAUAUGGAUCCAGCUUGCCCGGUGCAGCAGAAAGUCUGGAGCGAUUUUGUUUGGUCGCUGUAACGAAGAAAAAGAGAAGCUGUCAUUUUGUGUGUGUGUGUGUGUGUGUGCCCUAUACAAGGGCCUCCUGGUUCCUUGUUAGCUUAUAGAGGGGGAAAAAAACGCGUUUGAUGUUACAUCUGACCAGCUGCUGUUCUCCAUAAUAACAAGAGAGAAUACUGCCUGCCCUAGUGAGUUGCGUCACUUUUGCUUCAACUUUAGGCUAGAAAUCAAGAGAGCGAGAGAGAGGAGAGACAACUUUCAAGGAAGCAGGAGGGAGCUGGAAAGCCCUGCAGCCUGCCGCCCACCCACUUACCCCUCCUCCUUUGCCCCCUCCUUCCCCUCCUCCUCCCCCCCAAAAACUUUUCCAUCAGAGAAAGAGGGAGAUCUCUUUGGAAACAUGGAGCUGCUGUGCUGCGAGGUGGAUCCCAUGCGGAGAGCUCUGCCCGACCCGAACUUGCUCUAUGAUGACCGCGUUUUGCACAAUUUGUUAACCAUAGAAGAGAGGUAUCUGCCCCAAUGUUCCUAUUUCAAAUGCGUCCAGAAGGACAUCCAGCCCUUUAUGAGGAGGAUGGUGGCGACCUGGAUGUUGGAGGUCUGUGAAGAGCAGAAGUGUGAAGAAGAGGUUUUCCCCCUAGCCAUGAAUUAUUUGGACAGAUUUCUAGCUGUGGUGCCCACCAGAAAGUGCCAUCUGCAGCUGCUGGGGGCAGUUUGCAUGUUUUUGGCCUCCAAGCUGAAAGAGACAAUCCCCCUCACUGCAGAGAAACUUUGCAUAUAUACGGACAAUUCCAUCAAACCCCAAGAGCUGCUGGAGUGGGAGCUGGUGGUGCUGGGAAAGUUGAAGUGGAAUCUUGCAGCAGUGACUCCACAUGAUUUCAUUGAACACAUUCUAAGAAAACUGCCUCUACCUAAAGACAAGUUGCUUUUGAUCCGGAAGCAUGCACAAACAUUUAUUGCCCUUUGUGCCACAGAUUUUAACUUCGCCAUGUAUCCACCAUCAAUGAUAGCAACUGGAAGCGUGGGAGCAGCCAUCUGUGGCCUUCAGCUUGAUGAUGGGGAAAGUUCACUCUCCGGUGACAGCCUAACGGAACUCCUGGCCAAGAUCACAAACACAGAUGUGGAUUGUUAAUUGAGCAUGUUUCACGAGCACUCAGACGACAAGCAAAUGGGUGCUGGCUUCUGACAAGAUGACGCUCUUCUACCAUAAGCCCAUCUGUUUAGAGCAUGCCAUCCUAACAUGUAUUAACUAUAAAUUGUUGUAUUUCUUUUAUCUUGCAAAAAGAAUAUUAUGUGCAUUUAUUAUAUUUUUGGAUGCAUUGUUGUUUAAGCCCUGCUGUUUUUUCACCAGCUAAUUGAAGUCUUUGCAUUUCAUUUCUGAUUUCCAAGAAUGGUCCAGUUUUGCAAAAAAAAUUGGCAGAAUUUUUUUACUUUUCCCCCCGUGUCUCAUUGUUUUUAAUGUGACAUUUUGAAUUUCUUUUAGUUGGAAACCACUUUGCACAGAAAAGAGGCAACAUUUUGAAUUUCACAUACUUUUUAGGUGAAAGUGGUUGUGGUUGUGGAAAUUUCACACACUCAGUUGCUGGGUCAAGUAAUGAAAUGAAAUACUUUUUUACACAAAGUAUUUGUUGCUUUUUGUACAUCUUUACUAUAGACACAUGUAGGGCAAGAGACUGUGUGAGUGAUAUAUAGCAGUAUGCAGCAGGAUAAUGCAGUAAGAGAAAUCACGUAUGUUAUUUAGGCUGCAUGGCCUGGUAAAAGUGGAAAUUAAUUAUCAUAUAGUGCUCCUUUAGCAAUGGGGGACACACACAACCCUUAUCAUUUGGUGGAGGGGCAGUGGGAGGCACACAGCGCCCUUGGCAUACGGGAGGAUGAAGGGGCACACAGAGCUUUUGGAGGGAUGGGGUGUAGGUGAUGGUCCCUGAGAUAGAGGGGGAUGGGAGAGUGGCACACAGGGAGUUUGUGGGGGCGAUGAAGGAACAAAAGGAACCCCUGGUAUAUGCAGUGAGGUUGUCUUACAUAAGCUGCAAAGUAUGUACUCCCCUGGUAAUAGUGCUGAAAAAAAAUAGUAUCAGAAGGGAAAUAAAACGUCAUGUUACCACAAACUGUAACUAAUAGGGAUUAGGAUGAGGCCUUCAUGGGGGAUACAUUAUCCCAUAUCUACCUACUGUGGGGCUUUUUGUGGCUUCCCUCGAAGCAUCUGGUAAUGUUAGAGACAGGAUAUUGGACCAUGGAUCUGAUUGGCUAUUGCAGUUCCUGUGCUCUUUAAAAGGAUUACAGUAAUACUUUUCUACUUCUCCCAACUUUAUUUGUAGUUGUAUGCAGUGAGCAUUUUUUAGGAUUGGGAUUAGGUAGUGUCUGUUUACAUUUCCUGUCAUGUCUUUGCUUAUCCUUUCCAUGGAGAAGGAAUCGUUUUAAAAGUUUAGGGGGAACUUUUCUAAGGAAGGCACUGGCUCCCAUUGACAUUCAGUGGAAGUUUGAGCACUUCACUGCUCUUUGUGCCUUUAAAAAUUCCCCCAUCGUAUUUUUGAAGUAUUUUCUCUGGGAACAGAAACAAGUGCAGCCACCAAGCCCUAUAUCUUAGAACUGGAGUCUUCAUCAGCGUUCAGAGCUUUUUCCCUGGUGACACUUAGUGGAAGAGAGGCGUCAGGCUGCUGCCUAGGCUGUCACAGGACUACAUUUUCAGUUAUCACUGAACUCCAUCUAGGCUCUGGAUAUUGUUUCCAUAGUAAUGAGUGUUCGUCAAAGGAGGGAAAGAGCCCCGGAUAUAUUGCUGAUGUGUCUGCAGGCCCUGGUAACGUUAGAUGGGUUUGUUUUUGAGUGGCUCUGUUCUUCCUUCUCAAUGAGUCCUGUGUUGGGCAGUUGCUCAUCUGCUGUAAGGUUUCUCUUGCGCAGGAUGCCAUGGAGAUCUUUUCCAUCAUUCCUCUUGUUUAGCAUGGAUGGGAGGUUUGGGUUGCAGUGGAAUCAGUAUGCUGACAAUAUUCAGCUCUGUGUCUCCUUUUCAUCUGUCCCAGACAUUGCAGACCUAGCGUCUAGCCAAGAUUGUGGCUUGGAAGAUUGCUAGUUGGCUAAAGCUCAUUCUGGAUAGGACAGAAAUGACACUAGUAGAAUGGGAGAAAUGUUGGUAGGAUUGUAUAGAGGGCAUAUCUAUUCCCUGGAUGGAGGGGCAGUACUCACCCUAUAGGGGUUAACAAGGUUUGCAGUUGUAGGGGUGCUGCAGAACCUUUAGCUGCUCCUGGAUUCCUAGAUAUUAGGAAAGAGCAUGUUUUUCAUUGUUGCAAGCAAAGAGAGAGUGACCAUUCCUCUCUGAUGUAGCCCUUGCUACAGUAAUCUAUUCCUAGUCACCUCCAGACUGGUUAUUGCAGUUCACUCUACCCUUGAAAAACAAUCAGAAACCCCACUAGUGCAGGCUACAUUGUUGUAUUAUUUUUAUUUAUUUCCAGAUGUAAUUCAAAGUAUUGACAUUUCACCUAGAAAGCCCUGCUUGCCUUGGGAUUCUGGCUGCCUUAGAGACUGAAUCUCCCUAUGUGCCUUUUUGCUGGCUGGGGAAAGGGCACAGUGAAGUGUCCUUUUCUGUGGAGUUUCCUUUCCCCUUAUUCGCACAGAGCCCAAAUUAAUUGAUUUUCAGGGCAUGUUGCCGGGUGUACCCAAGACCAAGCCUGAGAGGGAGGGGAAGGUUUGGCUUACUCUGGUGGCUUAGGGAGGUUCUAUGCAUCUUUUUCAGUUGACAUUGUCAAUGUAUGUUUUAAUGCAUGUGGUUCCCUACAGUAGUGCCACCUAUUAUUAAAGUUGCCUGACAUUUCCUGUUAUAAGACCCUAUUUUUAGUUGCUUGUAAAAUUGCCAAACUUUAACUAUUUAGGCUGUAAUUUUCCGUGCUCUGGACUGCUGCAGGCCAGGACGGGUCCAAGUCCUGGCACCUGAACUGACAGCAGGGAGCUGUCUCUCCUGUGCUCUCAUUGACUACCCCCACCCCCAUUCUGGGCCCAGGCAGCGUUGCUGAAGAAGCUGCCUGAUUCAAAUGCAGAGAGGACAAUAACCAGAUUUGCGGAGGGUAGAGGAGUUUAUUGGGACAAGGAGCCUGGCGGGGAGAUUGGGACUGAAGGCUAGCAGCGGAGGUGAGAGAAACUGGGAACUGGGAGUUGGGGUAGGAGAAAACUGAGGAUGGCUGGGCAAGGAGACUAGGACUAAGAGCCAGGUGGGAAAUUGGGACUGGGAACAGGGGGAGACUGGGGCAAGAUGCUGGGGGUGGACACCAAGAUUGGACAAGAGGGAGGUAACUGGAGGUCAGGGUGAGGGAGAGAGGAUGAGGAGCCAGCAAGAAACAGGGACUGGUGAGCAAGGAGACUGGGAACAAGGAGCUGGGAGAUUGGUGGGAGGAACUGGGAAUGGUUGGGAUGGGAGACUGGGGGUGGGGGACAGACUGGGACUAAGAAUCUGGAGGAGUGAGACUGGGACUGGGACGACAACCUCCAAGAGCAGAGACUGGAACUGGGCAGGUGAGGAGAAUGGGAGUGGGAUGAGAAUCCAUGGGUGGGGAAGAGAGAGUUAAAAAUAUUAUUAAGGUUUCAGAGUCAAGCACUCAAAAUUAAGGUUGCCUAUGCAACCUUAAUUUGCGUCCCUUAUGCAUAUGCAUUAAAAUACAGACUUUAAUUACCAGUCCCAGCCUCUCCACCUUCCCUGGCUCCAUUUCCCACUGUACCCUUUCUCCCACCCACACUGCAUUUGAAUCUGGCAACUUCCUUCUGUGCACUGCCUGGACCCAGCAGGGGCCUCAGUAAGGGCAUAGGAGAGACAGGCUCACUGCUUUCACUUUAGAUGACGGGACCUGAACCCGGCACAGUUGCAGCAGCCCAGAGUUGCAGCUGCAAGGAAGGUCCUGUUCAGCCCCUGGCUGGAGCAUGCUCAGUGUGGAUGGACUCUUUGGGGGAAUUUAGCUGCUAAAAAUCUAAGAAGUCUCUACUGAGCAUGUGCAAAUGGUGAUUUUUUUACAAAGAGUUAUAAAUUGGCCUAAUUUGGGUGGGCACACUCCUGACACAGAGGCCAUCCUCUUACCAAAUUGCCAGUCCCUAUUCCAAAGCAUGUGGUUGCUAAAGCUUUUCAAAGAAAAAGUCCCUAGAGUUUUAGAACAUGAGCAAAACAGUGUAUUUUUCCCUAUCGUCAUUCUCAGAAGUGGCUGAACUGUUUUGGCUGAAAUUUUCCAUACACCCAGUAUGUCAAUUUAAGCCCAAACGAUUAAUGUCUGGCAAAGUUAUAAGCAACUGAAAACAGAGUUUUAUAAUGGGAAGCGUUAGGCAACCUUAGUAGGUGAUUCUACCACCUCUGCCUAUAAUGCAUAUCUGUUAUUGUAGAAAAAAUGUGCUAUCUUUGCAUUGUUUAAGGGUUAGUAUCAGGCUGCAUUAGUAAAGGGUAAAGACUACCGUAAUGUCCUGCAAUGGGGCAGAGUUAAAGUUGUACGUACAACCAUAGUUUGCUUUCAGUUCCUGAUUUGUGAUCACUUAAACCUGUAACUGUAAUGUUACAAUAACUUCAGCUUUUCUAUGUGAACUGCCCUGUUUUUCAAAAGGGGCAGGGAAGAGGGAAGAACGGAGGACUUUUAGGCUCCAGGAGCAUCAUCAUAUGGUAAAAGAUCCUUCUUAUAUUGCAAGUUCUUUGGGGCAGAGACGGUCUAUUCGUUCUGUGUUUGUACAGCACCUAGCACAAUGGGGUCCCAGCCAUGACUAUGGCUCCUAAGCACUAUGAUCAUUUAAAUAGAUAAUAAUAAUAAUAAUAAUUAAUAUCCUGCAGAGGUUACAGGCUCUGCAAAUGAAAAACUUCUCCCCCUGCCAACACAAGCAACAACCUUCAGAACCCUGCAGAGUACCUGCGGGGAGGGGAUGGAGGGAGCAGGCAGCAGACUUAGCACUAAUCUCAUUCAUGGCCCCUGGGCAGUGAGCUGCUGGGUUAUGUUACCCUCUGAAAAGGUUAGCGUGGGUCUCUUCCUGCUGCAGUUAGCAUCAUAGCUGUGAUGGUUAGUAGAACUGACUGUCUAAUUCUUAGUGAGGACUAGCUACCCUGAACAUUUCAGAUUUUAAACUGCAGCCAUUUUUGAGUUAUGCAUGAGCAAAGUAGCAUCUUACUAUUUUCUUAACAGGAAAAAAAGCAUAUUUUUUAACCCUUGCAUAACUCAGAAAUUGCCAAAGGGAUUUUGCUUUAGCUUGAAAAAAAAAAAAAAAAAGCACCAUCUGAGAUAAAGCAUGAAAAAUUUCAGCUCCAGAGUUAGGAGUAUGUGAAAAUAGAAGGUUAUAAUGAAAGGCUGAUGUAGCCUUAACUAUAAUGAACUCUCCUAGGCUUCUGCUGAAGUAUAUGAGGAUGCUUCCUGUUUACAAGGAAAUAACUGUAUCAGAGCUGCAUAAACUUAAAUGCCAAAAUCAGUGGUCUUUACUAUAACAUAACUAAGAGGAAAAUUUGGUAUGUAGUGCUCUAAUAUUUUUUAAUAGAUGUUUCAUUAUGAAUUAGGCCAAAAUAUGUUAUUAAUGAAGAGAAUUUAGUUUAGACUCCUUCCACUUCAAUAAAUAAACUCUCACUAUGUGAGUGUUUCUUUCUAAAACAGAGAGCAAGGUACUGGUGUACUGGUCUGGUGUAAAUCUGGAGUAACUCCAUGGACUUCAUGAGAGUUACUCUGGAUUUGCACUGGCAUAAGUGAGAUCAGAACCUGGCCCAAUAGCUGUUACAUUACAUAGUGGUGGUAUACUAUGCCAGUAUCAUUUGAUAAAGAUUAUUUGCUAAAUAGUGGCUAUACAACAUUUGGCAAAAAAUAAAAUGCAGUGUGAAGGAACUGUGACCUUCACACUCUAUGAGGGAAUAAUUGAGCUAUGUGAGAGCUAGGCUUUAUUGCUCCUUCUGGCUACCAAAAUAAAUAUCAGGACCUUAUACUAAUGAGAAGUGGAGAAGCCUGACAGUUUUAUGGGUAGUGAAAUUACCUUUGUGUGGUACAUUUUAAGUGCUUUUUCCAAACAAAAGAUAGUAGCUAGUACAGAGUGGUUUCACACAGCUAUAUGUGAUACUGUAAGGUUGUGGGCCUCUACUGUGAUCUCAUUUUCUUCAACAGAGUAGGAAUGUUUCUUCUGUUACUUGUGAAAGUGGUAACUGGUUGGGGAAAAGUUUAAAACCCCCCACCUCUAUCCACAUGACGUUCACGGAGUGCUCUCUCCAUCCCUCAAUUGAUCACUGCAAUGGAAGAAUAAACAACUUGAAAAGAUAGCAUUGCCAACUUUCCAGUUUCUCAAAACCAGACACUACAGCAGGAGUAUUGAACUUCUCCUCAUCCUCUGUUCCUCCUCUUCCCCUGAGGCUCCACCCCCUGCUCUGCCUCAUCCCCCCAAGACCCCGCCCCCACUCACUCCUCUCUCUCGCUUCUCCCCCGUCGCUUGCUGCUCUCCCCCCUCUCCCGUCAUUCAGUCCUCUUCCCCACCUUCUCCGUCCCCGAGCUGGGCUCCCUCUGCCCGUAAGGGGACUACUCACCUGCCACCCGCGGGGCCGGGGCUGGGAGCUGCAAGCCUGAUGUGGAGCCUGCCUGACUGCCCACGAGAUGCAGGUAGAAGGUGGCCCCAGCUGAGCAGGGGCUGGUGCGGGUUGGUGACCUGGUGCUUUCCCCCUCCCCCUCAGCCGCUCGCCCUUAAGGCAGGUAAUAAGUGGGAGGGUCAUGCCCUGCCCUCCCCGCCCCGUCCGGUGAGCCCUGCACUACAAUUAUGGGCAGAAUUGCCUGGGCCACUCAGCUCGCCUCAGGGAUCAUUCCCCCGCCCAGCUGUUAGCAAGGGGCCAGGCCCUGCUCUCUUACCCUGGCAGCAGUUCCUCCAGGCCCAAGGCAGCUGCCGAGCCAGCCCCACUCGGAGGUCAGGGCAAAGCGGAACCACAUGUGCCGCCAGCCUAGGGGCAGGCCGGCCCAUCCCUGCAUUCCCUGCUCCUGCCUGGCAGGUAUUGCUCUGCCCCGGGCUCCAGCUGAUCCCACCAGGCCCGAUCUUACUGGGCUGGACUGACACUGCUGGGCCCGAUCCUGCGCCACCCCAUUUUUGCACCCCUCUCCCGCAGUAGCUCUUUGCUGCCCCUCUCUCCCUGCCUUAGUUACGGCCUUGGAAAAUUGUGGUAACCGGACUUUUGGUGUCUAGUCAAUACUUCUGACCAGAGACUGUACAGGUCCCCUUCAAACCAGAGUUUCUAGUCAAAAACCAGACACCUGGCAACCCUGUGAAAAGAUAAAAGAAAAGGAAUGGUUAGUCUCUAAGGUGCCACUAGUACUCCUUUUCUUUUUGCGAAUACAGACUAACACAGCUGCUACUUCUGAAACCUGUGAAAAGAUAGGAAUUUUCAUACUGGACCAGACCAACAUUCCACCUACUGCAGCUUCCCGUCUCCAGCAGUACCAGAUGCAUCAGAGGAAGGGUCAAGAAACCCUAUUGUGAACAGUUAUGAACUAUGAGAAAGGAUGGCCCAGUGGUUAGGGUGCUAUACUUGGGAUUCCUGAGUUCAUUUCUAUAUUCUGCCACAGACUUUCUAUGUGAUGUUGGGCAAGUUGCUUAGGGUGGGAUCUAUGAAGGGACUUAGGUGUUGCAAUGCUGAACAUCAGAGAGUCUAGAAGAUCACAGAACAACACUGUGAUCCACAAAGCCGCGUUAGGCACCUCAGCAUCCAGUACAAUGAAUGGGGAGAGAUCUACAAAAGCUAGUAUGCUACGUGGGGAGUCACCUAAACUAGCCAACGGGAGACGCCAACCAAAAGGGGGGGGGUGUCAAGCCUACCCCCUUGGAUAUAGGGCCUAAGUCUGGGCUGCACGGGGGUGCCUAGCUCUGCUUAGCAAUACUAGAAUGGCACCCCCUGUCCUGGAGUCAGGUGGCUUAAGCACGUAAACUGUGUUUCUUGUUGGAAUGAGUUAGGUGACUGCCUUGCUCCACACAAAAUGGCUGCCAGAGGAGGUAGUGCCCAUCUUAUAACUUUUAGCCCGACGGUUAGAGCACUCCACUGGGAUGUGGGAGACCCAAGUUCAAUUCUCCUCUCUCUGCUAGAGCGGGAGAAAGUAUUUGAACAGAAGUCUGCCAUUUCUCAGGCGAGUGCUCCGACCACUGAGCUAUGGGAUACUCUGGUAUGGGGUUUUUUUCAGUCUCUCCCGUUGAAGCUGUUCUAUUGUGGCUAAGUAACAUAAGAGUGGUGGGAGGAGGGGGACUGGACCCAGGGUCUCUCACCUCCCAGUUGGGUGCACUAACCACUAGAUUUCAGAAUCAUUCUCCCUUUCUUGCCCAAUGAUUUUUCCACAGUGGAUAAAUAUUAAAUAGCCAUUAGGCGAGAGAGAGAGUGCGCAUGAGAGAAUGACUCUGUGGUCCAGUGGUUAGGGCACCCUCGUGAGAGACCGUGGAUCCAGUCCCCCUGAUUUAAUAACUCUUUAUUUAUGUCCAAUUGAAAAGCUUCAACAGAAGAGAUUGAGGGAGCCUCACAUCAGAAUAUCCCAUAGUUCAGUGGUUAGAGCACUUUCCUGAGAGAUGGAACACCCCAGUACAAAUCCUUUUGCUCCCCCUCUGGUAGUGAGAGGGGGAAUUGAAUGUGAGCUAAACAUUAUAAGGUGAGCAUCUCCUCUUCUGGCCAGAUUUUUGACCUGAUCUGGUAUGCAGCCUCUGAGAAUGCCUACAGGAUCAGGCUCCACAUGUGAUGUAGUCAGACAAACACCUAUCUUCCCCUGUUUUGUGAAUCACUCUGGGGCUUAGGUGGGGAGAUGGGCACCUGGACUCCCAGAAGGCAUCAGCAGCGUACAUGCCCAGGAGCUGAAACAUAAGUGUUGAGGGAGAUUUAUCCCGAAAUGUAGUCACCCAGUGAGUUUAGGUGACUACAGAGUUUGCUGGGAGUUUUGUGGAUAGCAGUGUAGCCAGAACUGGGACUUGGACACCUAAACCUGAGAUUUAGGUGCCUAGGUACCUUUGUGGAUCCCACCCUUACUCUCUCUGUGCCUCAGUACCACCUAUGGGGCAACCAGAUAGUGGCCCCAUUGUGGUUGCCUCUGUACAAAUAUAUAGGGAAAAUUUUCCACAGAGGUCAGCACUCAAAAUUGGGGAGGUUAGGCACAAGAAUAAGUGGACAGAUUUUCAGGAGCAAUCAGCCUGUUUGGUGCAGGGUGGGUGCUGAGGACUUUUGAAAAUCUGUCUAUGAAGUGUCACCGUGGGAGUUGCUGGAAGCUGAGCACUUCUGAAACUCUGGCCUGACUGGUGGGUUCUGAGCCCUUCAAAAUGUGGCUUUGAUCUGUUUUGAAAAUCUGGCCCAUAGUAAAUGACAACUGCUGCCGCAGAUAUCAUAAACACUCUCUUCUUGCCCUUCCUCAAACAUCCUACAUUAAAUCUGCUAUGUAUAUUACUUUUCAGACAAAGAAAUAAUUCUGAUAAUACUUUCACACAGAUCCUUGCAGAUCUCUAGAUCUAACUGAAGUUCAGAGUUGCCACAUUCUAGAAUUAAGUUUUUGUUGAACCACAUUAUAAAAUCAUGGAAUAUCCAUUGGCAGUCUGUCUAGAAUAGAUAGCAUUUGAGCACUGUUCCUAAGGCACAUAACGUCAUUUAUUCCCUCUUUUGUAGGGUUUAGGGCCUGUGGUUUUGGAGCCAUGUAACAGGGCUUGCUGUGUCCUAUCCUGCCUUAUUUGUUGCAGGCUGCAUUUUGUAUGCAAGGAAACAACAGACAAAAUAGCCUCAAAAGAAAGGAAGAAUGAGAUAGUUUCCUAAGUUGUCUUUGCCUGAGUUGGCAGCUGCUCUAGCUCAUUCAGCUUUUUGUUCUCCAGUGAGUGCUGUGCGUGUGUAGUAACAAUGGGGUGAUGCAGUUACACUGUAGGCUAAUAGUGGAGUUCCGUCAAAUCCAUUCAUAAAUACAGAGAAGGGUGCAAUGCUGUGAAAGCGAGCCAGCUUGCAGAGGAAGUAAGGCCUCCAAGUAAUGAGCUCUCCAUCACAAACAUAGCUGUCAGAUCUCAUGGACUGGUGAUAGACUGUGAUCAUCUGGUUGGAGGCUUGCCCCGACCUGCACCACUGCAGAUGUGUGACCUGUUCAAGCUGACAGAAGACAUUGAUAAUGGCUAGCAAAGAUUCCUUCUCAUAUACCCACAUAGCCCUAGUUUAACUUUGUCUGAUGCAACACAAAUAUUGUAGGUUUUCUAGGAAUCCCAAUUUUUAUAAACUCUGAUAUUAUUAUUGACAUUCUUCUUGUUUGUUAUUUAAUAUGCACUUCUGUCUUCUGAAGAUCUCCAAGUAUUUUUCUACCAUUAAAGGACCACUGUCAACUUGAAAUCUCAAUUCAGCUUAAAAAAUGAGUUAAUCUGAGGUGUGAUAUAUGCCCCUGAAUUCCCGCUGCCAAUUUUUUUGGCUUUACAGUCACGUUUUCCUAAAAAAAAGUUUUUCUCUCGAUUGUGAAAGACACCCCUCCUCCCCUCCGAACAACAGGAGAAACCGCCUAUUCUGGGGAAAUAGUGGAACUGAAUAUAAACAAAGUGUUGUCAAAUGAACUAAUAAAACUGAAAAAUUAGAGGAGGAAAAAACUUGUUUUCCCUAAUCCCUUUCAGUUACAGUCAUUUUAGGCAGUCCUGGUAACACAGUAAGUAAACAAAUUCUGGCAGAAGUGUGAUUUUGCUUAUUUAAGUAUGAUGAUGCCCCUUAAAUUAAUUUACCUAUACAACACCGCUGUGGGAGAGCAAAAUAUUAUUUCCCCUGUAUAGGGAUGGGUAAACUGGGGUAUACAAGCAAACUUUGUAGCCAUAAUUCAUCACCAGUGAGAGCAACAAAAAAAAGCAUCUUUCUGUUAGUAAACUGAAUCAAUUUGAUCUGGAAUCAAUAAGACACCAACAACAUGAAACACAGGAUGGCAUUUUCACAUUGUCACUUUUCAAGCCCUUGGUUUGUGUAGACAGUAGUGUCUCAGAGUUAGGGACCCGUGUACUGCAAAUCAAGUCCCCAAUUCAGGAAAGCAUCCCUAUGCUGGUAGCACAUGCCAAAGUUCCAUAAAGUUAAUCAUGUGCUUAAGGGCUUUUAGGAAUUGGGGCCCAAAUGUGGACCAAGUGGGAAUCCAGUCAUCUUUUGUCCUUAGCAGUGUGGAUCACACGUUCUGUGCUGGAAUUUAUGCAAAUCCUUAUUCCUAAAUGCAUGAGUAGUUGCAUUCCUGUGCUCUCAAAGCAAAGUGUAAAUAACAGGAGACCAGCACUGUUACAGCAAUCACCUACUGCACCCCCUUACAUUUGUUACAUAUCGCCUCUUUCUUGAAAGAAGCACCUCUCCUGUUUUCCUGCUGUUUUUUCUUUCUUUAAUUUUUUAAAAGAGCUCCUUUUCAGGAAUGUUGUUUAAGAGAACCAGAGACAUUUGAAUAGUCAUAAGGUAGGCUAACAGUUCUCUUCUUCAAAUACCAGCAAACAUUUAGGAAAAACCCACCUUUUUUUGCACAGAGAUGUCCUGUGAAUUUUUCAGUGUUUUCAGAUUGCUGAAUUUUAUCACUCAGCAAAGCAUCCCAACUCUGGAUUUAAGCUUUUGAGCUUCAGCAGCAACUGUGAAGUAAUGGUAUAAACAAAGGGGUGUGUAGUUAUAGCUCAGUGGUGUCUUUCAGAUAAUUUAAUUUAAAAAAAAAAAAAUUAAAAAAACCCCACUCUAACGUUGUUCUUCAGCUAGUUAUUGUACAGGGCAAAAAUUGUGGUUUGCUUGCAGAUGUUUGAUUUGCAAGAAGUUCAAAAAUAACAUUGUUCAUUCAGUGCUAAUGUAGAUUGGCUGCAAGCAUUUUUAUCACCAGAUUGUCUAAACCUGCUCUAAACACUAGAUAAAUUGUUUUGUGUUAGAUUUCCAAAAUAUAGUGACACCUCUCUUAAGUGAUCUCUCAUAGUCAGACCAAAAGUAUUUGCUUAGAAGAGGUUAAGUGGAACAAAAUUGUAUUCAAAGCAUUUGGGGAUAUUUUGUGAUGGUUUCUUGAUGAACACCUUUGCCUAGUGAGGAUGGUGUUUAAUAGGCUUUCAGUGUACACAGAUGAGCAUAAAUAAAAUUAGACUUUGUUGCAUCAAUAGACGUACAGUUUCUGGAUUGUUUUUUAGACAAUGUUCCAUAGCAUGUUAUCUACUUCCAUUAUGCCUCAUUCAUAUUCCCAGAUGUAUUUACUCUCUGACUAUUUGAUAGGCAAACCUAAAAGGCUCUGAGGUUCAGAUCAGUUUCCAUAAGCUCAGAUUUUUCUCUAAACCUCAUCUUUGGUUAAAAAAAAACCAGGCCAGAAAUCUUGCUGGGACAGGCUUUCUUUUGGUAUUUCUACUCCUACCCCAGGAAGUGAAAGGACUUAUGAAAAUUAAAAUAAAAAAGUUCCAGGGGACAAAUGGCACAGAGAGGUUGGAAACAAACUGAAGAUACUUUCAUCAAGAGCUAAGUCCUGAAAAGUACUGAGACCCCUCAAUUUGAAGUCAGUGGGCCCUAAUGGAGGUAGGCACCUCCCAGAAGGUGCUCAGGACAUGGCAGAAUUGGGUCCUAAGCUGCCAAUAGAGAUUCACGCUGGUUCAGUAGUGACUGAAAGUUCUUUGAGGUCUUGCUCAUGUCCAUUCCAUUUCAGAUGUGUCCAACCUCGUUUGGGGACUGUAUCUCAGUACACUGCAGACUCAGGGGUUAUCUGUAAUGUGAGCUCCUUUUGAGACCAUAACCCCUGAGUCUGCAGUAUACCGAGAUACGCUGAGAGCCAUCUGUCUGGCUUGCAGUGUCUUCCUUCCCCAAUUGUCCAGUUGGGUGGUGCAGGUGUUAAUGGACAACACGGCUUCCAUGUUCUAUGUCAGCAGGCAGGAGGAGCUUGAUUGUUCUCGCACGAGAUGUCAAGCUGGUUCCUGAAAGGCCUUGAAAGACUCUUUCCUCUGGUCUGGGACCUGGAUCCCCAAUGGGACUUCAACCUGGUCCUCUCCAGGCUUCACGUGUCCACCCGCUGAGCCUAUGGCUUCUUGUUCCCUUUCCCACUUGUCGUGGAAGGUGGUAUUCCGUGUAGCUAUUACCUUGGCGAGACAUGUCUCCGAGAUUAAAGCCCUCACUUCGAAGCUCCCACACAUGGUGUUCUACAACGACAAGGUCCAGCUGAGGUCCUAUCCGGUCUUCUGGCCAAAGGUAGUGUUGCACUUCCAUGCCAACCAGGACAUCUUCCUCCCGGUGUUUUGUCCAAAGCCUCACAUGACCAAUGAGGAGAGGCAGCUGCACACUCUAGAUGUCAGGCGCGCCCUGGUUUUCUACCUGGAGCCCACAAAGCCCUUCCACAGAUCGACACAGUUCUUUAUCAUGACAGCUGACAGGCUGAAGGGACUUUCAAAUCUCAGAGGAUUUCGAAUUGGAUCACCACCUGCAUCUGUACUUGUUACGAGUUGGGGCAGGCUGUGCCUCCACUGAUAGUGAAGGCUCACUCGAUUAGAGCUCAGGCAUCUUUGGCUGCCUUCCUGGCGCAUGUCCCUAUCCAUGUGCAGGGCCACGACAUGUUCUUCGGUACACAUGUUUACAAUGCAUUACACUAUCACCCAGCAAGCUAGAGAUGACGCUGUAUUUGGAAGAGCUGUGUUGCAGUCGACACGUCCAUGAACUUAGACCCGCUGCUGGUGGUGCUGCUUGGGAGUCACCUACAAUGGAAUGGACAUGAGCAAGCACUCGAAGAAGAAAAGACGGUUACCUUUUGUAACUGUUGUUCUUUGAGAGGUGUUGCUCACGUCCAUUCCAUGACUCACCCUCCUUCCCCUCCGUUGGCAUUCUGGCAAGAAGGAACUGAGGGAGGUGGGAGCUGGCGGCACCCCUUAUACCAGCACAUAUGCGCACCACUCCAGAGGGCGCCAGAGCCGGUCUCCUACGGUUACCACUGCGUGAAAAACUUACGACACCAGCGCAUGUGGUGAGCACACACACCUACAAUGGAAUGGACAUGAGCAACACAUCUCGAAGAACACCAGUUACCAAAAGUAAGCAUCUUUUUGUGCCACUGGAUGACCGUUUGGUGGCCUAUGUAAAAUGAAUCUGGUGAUCCCAGUCUAGUUCUUACUGAAGAACCCUGUCCCCAGAGGCAGUGUGUGCAGUAUGUGUACAUACUCACAGUAAGUGAGGCAGGAGGUGAGCGAAAAGAUUUAGGAAUAAAACUGUUUUCCUUAUUCUGAUAACGGUCCUUGUUCAGCAUUAGACGACAGUGUCUCUUGUGAUUCUUUAGGGGCUAAGAUGGCAUUGCCGUUUCCCAUCCUGUUCUGUGGAUAGAAGGCUGCAGCAAAAGGCCAGUGAAGUCAGUUGAAAGACUCCAUUCGUUGACUUCAGUGGGCUUAGGAUGAGACCCAAAGAGGCUUGAGAGAGGACUUCAAGAUCAGCCCUAUAUAAACUAGCUGCUGAAACAAUACAAAUUUAUUUGUGUUUUCCCUUCUUUAGCUUUUAUUUUUCACUUUGGGCCUGACCUUGCCAGGUGCUGAGUUCUUCCUGCACCUACUUACCUCAGUGAAAUCAAUGAGAGUUGAGGGCACUCAAUGUCAUGCAAGUUCAGUUCUGUACCAGCCUGUUCUAACGCCUAUUGAAAUCAAUUGCAAAAUUCCAUUGACUUCAGUGAUGUAAAGUUGGACCCUAUUUGCGGAGAUGGAUGGGAGGCUCACAUACCAGAUUGCCAGAUGCAAACAUCUUCAUAACAACAGUACAAACAUAUUUAAGUUUAAAAAAGUAAAAUAUGGAAAAAUCAGCGAGAACAUGUAUUAACUUGGUGCUGAAAAGUUAAAGAAAUGAAUCGCGUAUAGUACCAGGCCUUUCCAAAUGCUUAAACCCUGUUUCUAGGUUAUUGUGCCUGGAAAUUCAGAACCUGGACUUUCUACGUUGAAUAACCCAAAUCGUGACAUAGUGCAAUAUAUUUCUCCUCCUGUUUGUUUUCUCCAUGUGAAUUUCCAUCACUAUGCAAAGGUUACUCGCUGCCAAGCACAAAAAUUUAUCUUUUUUUCCAAACAUAAAAAAAUAACUGGAAUAAACUGCCCGAGGACUGUGAAGUUUCACACAAAAAAUUAAGUGCUCUUUUCUUCUGCACAUGCUAUGAUGACAAUAAAACUGUGGAAUGGAAACUACCUGAACUAUUUUAAUAGUUUAAACUACUAGACCAGAAAGAAAAAUGAGGAAGUUGAUCCAUGUGACACAUGACUUAACAACCCUUCUGAAAAAAACAACCAAAACAAACCGCAGAGUAUUUGUCAGUAAUAGUCACAAUUACCACAUCUUACAAUAGAAUUAUUAUACUAUUCUGGACCAUUACUGUAGUAUGCUAUAGUGUUGUUUUUAAAGGAAAUUCCCCGACUUCUAUUUUUUUAUUUCCUUUUAAUUUAUAGAGCAGCAUUCCCUACCUCUGGGUGCUGUACAUAGUAAAAUUGCAACAGUUAAAAAUAAAAUCCAGAAAUAAAUUACAUACAAACACAGCAAAGCAACACCAGACUUUGAGAAACUACAUUGUGCAUCAUUGGAAGCCUGAUUAUUGACCCUGCUGAGUUGUUUUUAAUUCUGUAACCAGUAACUUUGGAUAGGAGCAGAGUCCGAAUUAAAGUGAGAAAGAAGUGGUAGUUCCACCCACAAACCAAGCCCACCUCCCUGAUACACCAAAAUGAGACACUUUAGUAAAUUGUUGCAGAUCUUCAUAAUAUGUUCAUUCUUUUCCUUUCUCCCAUAAUAGUUAGCAUCCCAUUGACAUGAAUAGUGACAAUUCACACUUCUCAGAACUAUUAUUUCAGGCUCUGUGCACAGUCAGACAGACAGUCCUUGCAGCAGUUAGCCUUCAGAUUGUGAACUUGAGUGUAUCUUCUCAACUAUAAGUGCCAGUAAUUUAGGAUGAGUUUCAUUUGUAUGCUCCAGUCGAUUUUGCUGCCACAGCAAUGCUAAGCAGCUGGAUUCCAGUGGUGAAUCUGGCCCUAUUUUUUUUAAAGUAAACACUUCGUUUCUGCAACACAAGGUGACAGCCUCCAAAACGAAGUCCCAGCUUGGUAAAUUGGCACUAGCUAGCCAGGUUCAACCCCUGGAUGUGUGCUUUAUAGAUAUGAAUAAAUAAAAAUUACUAUUUUGAUUAGUAAAUUAUAUUGAAGUUGUUAGAACUUGACAGACAAUAUAUUGAUAGUUGAAUCAUAGUAUAGGCCUUGUCUUAUGGAUUUCAUUGAUGAAUUAUUGUGUUAAAACGAAUCUUCAAUCUGAACACCAUAUCCAGAAACACUAACAUCAACCUUAUUGUGGUUCUCAGUAUAAUAUAAAAAGCCAUGCACAUAAAUAGUAGUCCAAAUUCUGACCUGAAAUACCUUGUAGGCUUCAGCUAUAAAAUGAGGACAGAGGUACUGACCCACUUUUGUAUUAAGUGCUUUGAGAUUCUCAAGCCAUGCCUACGCUGUAAAAUUAAGUUGACAUACAGCCGCCACAGUAAUUAUGUCGAUUUUGCAUGUCAACACUACGCUCCUGGUGUCGGUGGUACAUGUCCUCACUAAUAGCGCUUGCAUCGAUGCAGAGAGCAGUGCACCAGGAGUAGCUAUCCCGCUGUGCAUCUCGCCAUCAUGUAGCACACAGUGUUUUAGUGCAUCAUGGGAGCAAAUGAGUGGUGCGGGGGUGACUGGGAACAUGGGAUCAACGUCCCAUGAUGCAGUUUUCUCCAUCCCAUCAUUC